Messenger RNA from Sitophilus oryzae (rice weevil), 9382 nucleotides. RefSeq names its product zinc finger homeobox protein 4 (gene zfh2). Bases 357 to 8858 code for a protein of 2833 amino acids. Gene Ontology annotation, biological process: regulation of transcription by RNA polymerase II. The transcript has 5 exons. Gene Ontology annotation, molecular function: RNA polymerase II cis-regulatory region sequence-specific DNA binding; DNA-binding transcription factor activity, RNA polymerase II-specific; zinc ion binding. Gene Ontology annotation, cellular component: nucleus. NCBI's taxonomy places the organism in Eukaryota, Metazoa, Arthropoda, Insecta, Coleoptera, Curculionidae. The record is from RefSeq and is a predicted model, not a curated record.
GUGACGAUGUUAUACGGUGUUGCGCGCCGCACCGGCAAUUUUUUGUUUUAGUUUUAAUCAUUCCUAUUGUAUUCGUUGAGAUCUCUCGCUGUAGUAUCGUUGUUGAUUGGCCGCGCGACAAGAUCGAUCUGCAACGAACUGAAAAUAUAGUGUUUCGAGGGUGUUUUAUUUAUUUGUUGUGCCAGAAGGACUGUGUGACAGUUUGCUUUAGUGCGGCUUCGUUGUUGUUGACGAGUGAUAUACAUACAUAUUGUAUACUUGUUGUGACUGAGGUGGCUAAACUUUACGGAUUACUGUUGUUAAUGUGUCAGGAAUGUGCAAAGGGCGUCCCACUGUCUGCCAUGUGAUGCCCCGCAAUGCCCACGUUGUCCGCGGCUCCUGAGCCGACGACGCGGCCCGCUGCCGCCAUGAGCCCCGAGCAAGAGGCCUCCCCGCCCCCGGCAGCUCCGGGGGCGUCACCACCGCCGCCGCCCACGCGUCUGCCGUCCCCCACGGAGUCCACGUCGGACGUGGAGCAGUUCGCUGGCAAGAUUGUCUACAACCCCGACGGCUCGGCCUACAUCAUCGAGGACUCGGAGAGCGACUGCGAGGCCCAAGCCCCCGCCGCCCCCGAGAACGGGCCGCCCCUGCAGGCCGUCUACGUGUCGCGGAUGCUACGGCAACCCACCCGACCAUCCGAACUGCCCGCCGUGCACAGCUACCGCGUCGUGGCUCUGAGGGACGCUAGACCGCCGCGACCCGCGUCCUUGCCCAUCAAGCCCAUCCUCAUGUGUUUCGUGUGCCGGUUGUCGUUCGGGUUCGCGAGGUCCUUCGCCAGCCAUGCCAGUGCUGAACACGGAGUCGCGUUGCAGGACGCCGAGCGAGAGGUACUGGCGCAGGACUGCGGAGCGAUCCUGCAGUGCGUGGGAGCCGAAAAGAGGCCAGUAGUUUCCUUGUUAGAGCCUCUCGGAGGUCAUAUGACGCCCGAACCUCAAUCCAUGCAACAACAGACCACCGUACCUGGCAGAGACGGACACCCUUCGUCGCAGCCUCAACAAGCCCAAGGCCAAGUUCCUGGAAAGUCGCCUAGUCCGCCUUUUGCCUCGCCUCCAGCCUUUAUGACUGGUACGACUAUUGGGGUGUGUCCUGAACACCUUCAGGGCAGACCUUCUGGCGUGGAGUGUGCCCGAUGUGAGAUGAUACUCGCAUCAGGUCGGUUGGGCCCGGCAGGCCUUGCCAACGUUCACAGUCGUAAUUCCUGUAAGACGCUCAAAUGUCCUAAGUGCAAUUGGCACUACAAAUACCAAGAGACGUUAGAAAUCCAUAUGAAAGAGAAACAUCCUGAAGCGGAGACGAGCUGCAUCUACUGCAUCGCCCAGCAACCUCAUCCACGAUUGGCGCGAGGCGAAACCUACACGUGCGGCUACAAACCUUACCGAUGCGAGGUAUGCAAUUAUUCAACGACUACGAAGGGCAACCUCAGUAUACACAUGCAAUCUGACAAGCAUUUGAACAACAUGCAAGAGCUCCAAAACGGCGGAGGACCAAACGGCGAGACGCGUCAAGCAUCGCCUAAAGCGCCAAUGCAUCAUUCGCCGGUCAGCGCAGGCCAUAAACCCAAACCUAGCUUCCGAUGCGACGUGUGUAACUACGAGACGAACGUCGCGCGCAAUCUACGCAUUCACAUGACUUCGGAAAAGCACACGCACAACAUGUUGGUGCUACAGCAGAACGUCAAGCACAUGCAAACUCUGAGCGCGUUGCAUCACCAGCAACAACACCCGCCGCAGCACGUCGAGAGUUUGUACGGUAUGUACCCGAGCCUCGGUGAGAAACCAGAAGCGGCCUUGGCCGAUAUGGCGUACAAUCAGGCGCUGCUCAUUCAGAUGAUGACGGGCGGGCAGUUACCUGGACACGCGGGACCCGCUGACCUGGCGGCUCAUGCGGAUUUAGGACUGAACCCUGAAACGAUGGAACCUCCACCUGAACCCGCCGAUCCUGAUCCGGAGAGAAUCUACCAGUGUUGCGUGUGCAACGUGUUCCAAACGGAUUCGUUGGAAGAGUUGGGACGACAUCUGGCACUGGACAGAACGAGACUGAGAGAGCAGGAGAUUCUGGCCGUGGUGGCCGGUCACUAUAUCUGCAAGUUGUGCACUUACAAAACGAACCUCAAAGCCAAUUUCCAGCUCCACUGCAAGACUGAUAAGCAUUUACAACGGCUGCAACACGUCAACCAUGUGAAAGAGGGCGGGCCUCGAAACGAGUGGAAGUUGAAGUACGCUUCUGCGCCUGGUGGUGUUCAAAUCCGGUGUAACGCGUGUGACUAUUAUACCAAUUCCGCGCAUAAGUUGCAAUUGCACGCGGCCGCGGGCAGGCACGACGCGGGGGUGGCUCUGUUGAAGCAUCUCCACGAGAGGUGUUCGUGUCUCCAACCUAACCAACCUCGAGUGUUCCACUGUUCGCUUUGCGGGUUCUCCGCAACCAACCGACUGCCGUUACUACAACACGUCAAAUCGCUGAAACAUCUUCACAUGGAGCAGCUCCAUCAGCUCCAAAGGAGGGCCGAGGGCAAGGAAACGUCUCCGGAGAUCGGGGAGGUGUUCCACGUGGUACCCGGACCAGUAGACCAAAGCCAACAACAAAUUCACACACCCGAUCGACGAUAUAGCAGCAAUUCGGAUAUUUCCCAGAUGGAAACGCCGAACCAGGUGAAGUCAGAGACAGGUGAUAUUGAGGAGGCGAAUCACGUCGAUUCCAAUCCGCCUUCUCAUCUGUGCCCGUACUGUGACUACACUAGCGAUAGUGAAAUGCGUAUCCAGGCACAUAUGCUUGCCCAGCACGGCUCCAACAGCCAUGCCGAGCCGCCUCAACAGCCUGAGCCUGCGUUGCACUGUCCCCUCUGCCAAGACGUGUCUAAAGAUCGCUCUAGUCUUGAAAGGCACGUCAUGCAGAUUCAUUCUGUCAACAGCGAGGGUCUGCAAAGACUUCUUAUGUUGGUGGAUCAGAGUCAUUGGUUGAACCAGUCGUCUAGAACGUCGACGCCUAACAAUACAGCGGUAACGAAUCAAAUUUCUCCAACUUCGGUUUCGUUGAAGGAAUCAGCAAAGAUGGAGAAGGGUGAUAGCGGUUACCCAGAUGACAAUCCUGAACUGAUGUCUUCGAUGAGUGACGAUAAUAACGAUACGGAAAGCGAAAGGUGCAAUACUUGUUUUAAAACAUUUAAGAACAUAGACGAACUAUGUCUCCAUCAAAACGAAACCGGACAUUUAGAAGUUAAGCAGACGGCAAGCGGUCCUGGGUACCUCUGUUGGAAGAAGGGAUGUAGCCAGAAUUUUCCAACCGCUCACAUGCUGCAAACACACUUCAAAGAGGUCCACGCGAAGAACUCGAUUGCGAACAUGUCAGUGAGCGAAAAGCACGUGUACAAAUACAGGUGCAAUCAGUGUUCGCUUGCUUUCAAGACAUUGGAAAAGCUCCAGCUUCAUUCCCAGUAUCAUAUGAUACGAGAUGCGACUAAAUGUGUGCUGUGCGGAAGAAGUUUUCGAUCUCUCGUAGCCUUACAUAAACACGUUGAAAGUGUUCAUUCGGAACUUACUGAUGAUGAAUUGAACGCUUACAAGCAAAGUCUUAUGAAUAACCCCCUCCUGCUGGCUGGGCUUCAGGGUCAAAUUUUGGACAGUUCCACCAACGACAUCUUGAAGAAAGAAAGUAUGCGCGGAGAAGAGAAUGAGAGUACCGAAUGUGACGAUAGUAAAGAAUUAAGUACCAGUCAGUCGCUGGACGAUAGUAUGCAGAUUGACGGAGAAAAUUCCGAUGACAGUAUUAUUUACAAAGACCAACAAUUUCUCGAAGAUUACCUAAACAGCCAAGCUAUGGCGGAAGAUAGUUAUAACGAUCCUACGAGAAAAUAUAAAUGCCACCGCUGCAGAGUGGCGUUUACUAGACAAAGCUAUUUGACUGCUCAUAACAAAACUUUGUUGCACAGAAAAGGCGAAAAACUGAGCUAUCCCAUGGAAAAAUAUCUUGAUCCUAAUAGACCUUAUAAAUGUGACGUAUGCAAGGAAAGUUUUACGCAGAAAAAUAUAUUAUUGGUCCAUUAUAAUUCGGUUAGCCACCUACAUAAACUUAAACGAGCCAUGCAAGAACAAUCGAAUAACAACAAUAACAGUCCUGUUUCGUCCACUUUAGGCAUGGCUCAGGCUCUAACCCUAGUUCCGAAGAUCUCCAGCCCGGACGAAGACGACAAGAAAAAAUACCGUUGCAAUAUCUGCAAGGUGGCUUAUACUCAGGGCAGUACGCUAGAUAUUCACAUGCGUAGCGUGCUGCACCAAACCCGCGCCAGUAAAUUACAAGACUUGGCUAUGGCCGGCCAAAUCGACUUGACCAAACCGUUAAUCGAGCAGCCCGAUGCCGUGCAGUCUCCGAAACUACCCUCGCCGGUGCCGAGCGGUGGGGAUGCGCUGAAACAACCCUGCCCAACCCCUCCAUCGCCAGGUAUCGCAGGUAGUCAGGGGAUUAGUUGUCCGAAAUGCGGCACGACAUCCCUCAAUGCCGAACAGUUGGGUGCGCACCAGUUGUACUGCUUGUUCGCGACCCCGAUGGCCGUCUUUCACAACGAGGAUGAUCAAGAAGCUACAGCUCGUGCAAUGUCCAGUAAAAAGGGUUCGCCGAUAUACAAACAUCUUUUGGAAGGUUACGGGUUCGAUUUAGUGAUGCAAUACAACGAGAGCCAUCAGCGUAGACAGCGACAAGCAGAGAGGGAAAAGGCUGAAGCUGAGGCUGAAAAAUUAAAAGAACAAAAUAGUGUGGUGCCUGUUGAGGAGAAAUUACCAGAGAUGCCACCAGAAACAACGGAAAUUCAGGAGGUUAAGGAGGAAGAACAACCCGAAGUGGAGAAACCUAGCGAGGAAGAUGCGGCUAGUCUGCCAGAAGUGAGUAAAUCUACGUGUCAAACGUGCAACAAGGAAUUUUCGAGUGUGUGGGUGCUAAAAAGCCAUUGUGAAGAGGUGCAUAAAGAUCUAGUGCCGUUGGAAUACCUAGAAAAAUACGCACAGCAACUUAAAAACGAGAUCGAAAAGAAAACCGUGGUAGUAACUGCCGCUACGAGUUCUACUACAAACACCGUGUCACGAGUCGCGACUCCUACUACUCACGGAACCGACAAUAUCAAUCAGGACACCGAAAACACUCCCGAUAAAGACACUGACGAAUCCAAAGAAGCCCUUCACGUCAAACUUAAUUUGCAAACACCGCCGGAAGCUACAUCGACGGCUCCAAGCACUCCAACCAGCAGCACCACUCCAGCUAGUUCAACAGACUCAAUAUCCGCUAAUUUACAGGCAAUGUUGGCUCAGACGAUGGCUCAAAAUCCUAUGGCUCUGGCUCAGCAAAUGUCUGAAAUGCAGGCGGCUCUCAGCGUGAUGCAUCUUCAACAACAGAUGAACUUCAAUCCGGUGGUUCAAAUGAUGGGAAUGGGAUUGCCGUUAGGAUUGAAUGCUUUGGCGGCUAUGAACCUUCAACCUCCUUUGGUACCGCUAAUGAUGCCUCCCCCUCCCUUUGACCCGAUGACGCAAUUUGGGCCACAGGAUCAACAGGCUAUGAUGGCCAAGCAACAGGCUGCUAUUAUGCAACAACAAGCGGUGGCCAAUGCUGCUAACCAGAAACGCGCAAGGACCCGAAUCACCGAUGAGCAACUGAAAAUAUUACGCUCACAUUUCGACAUCAACAACUCUCCCUCCGAAGAUCAGAUUCACGAAAUGGCCAAUCAGAGCGGUCUACCUCCCAAAGUUAUAAAACACUGGUUUCGCAAUACGCUGUUUAAAGAACGCCAACGAAAUAAAGACAGUCCUUAUAACUUUAAUAAUCCACCAUCAACCACUUUAAAUCUGGAAGAGUACGAGAAAACUGGCGAAGCUAAGGUGAUGCCUUUAAAUCACUCAUCCGGAAGUAGUUCAGAUGAAGCGAAUAAGAGUAAAGAAUCUCCAUCUCCCAUCAUACAAAACAUUCAACACUCUGAUAUAAAACAAGAGAUCAAAGAAGAACCUAUUGACGAACAAAUUAAUCUACAACACAAACAAAACGAUUCUAUGGAAGAUAAAGUACAGAAUAUUUUUAAUCUACCAGGAAAUCUCCAACCGCCUCAGAGUCCAGCUACGUCCGUAGCUUCUUCUGAAAGUAUGAACGUGUCAUCGCAACCUUCUACUCCGAAUAAUCUAACUUUAACGUCCAUCAUAGCCUCGCAACUGGGUGAUACUCUGACCACGAGCACGCCUACAUUGAACAUGGCUUCCAUGCAAGUUCAUCACGGUCUCGCCAGUCCUAUGCUUCCGCCACCUAAAAUGAACCAACAGAACUUUCCUAAUCCCAACAACAUGCAAGGAAUGUUACCUCUGACACCUAACAGAUGUCUGAGUCCCAGCCGGGACUACUCGAAUCCCGGAAGCCAGGGUUCUAGUGGAUCAACCGGUAAACGAGCCAAUCGCACCCGAUUUACCGAUUACCAGAUUAAGGUGCUUCAGGAGUUUUUUGAAAAUAACGCCUAUCCCAAGGACGACGAUUUGGAAUAUCUAUCGAAAUUGUUGAAUCUGAGUCCUAGAGUUAUAGUCGUAUGGUUCCAGAAUGCACGCCAAAAGGCUCGCAAGGUCUACGAGAACCAACCGGCUGCAGAACCCGCUCCUGGAAUUGACGAAUCCGGUGCUAACCGAUUUCAAAGAACGCCCGGACUGAAUUAUCAAUGCAAGAAAUGCCUUUUGGUGUUCCAAAGGUAUUACGAACUAAUCAGACAUCAAAAGACGCAUUGUUUUAAAGAAGAAGACGCUAAAAGAAGUGCUCAGGCUCAAGCUGCUGCGGCACAGAUCGCUGCUGUUCUUAGUUCUGAAGACUCGAACUCUAGUACGAUAGUUGAGCAGGUAAUGGCACAGCAGCAGUCCUUACCUCAAACUCCGACCUUACCGAAUCAGCAAGCGCAGAGUUCGAAUCAGGCGCUAAGUCCAACUCAACCCAACGCUCCAACUACACCUACGCCUAGUCAAGGAGGUAUUAACUAUCCCAGUUCUUCUCCAACACCUUCGGAAACGAAAGAAGGUACUUUUGAAUGCGACAAAUGUAAUUUAGUAUUUCCUCGAUUCGAGUUAUGGAGGGAACACCAACUUGUACAUUUAAUGAACCCAAAUUUGUUCCCAACUUAUCCACCAGAUAGCCCUUUCGGAAUUUUACAACAACACGCCCAACUUCAGCAGUUAAACGCUAAUAUUGGCGACGUUAGUAAACAACAACAAAACAGUCAAGUUAAUCAAGCUUCAAACGUACCUCAUCCAUUAAUUAACAUGUUAAAUAAUGUUACUGGACAGAAAAGAAAAGUAGAGGACUUUGCGGAUAAUGAGAGCGACACGAGCGAUCAGCCCAAAGACAAGAGACUGCGAACGACUAUUUUACCCGAACAGUUGGAUUAUUUAUAUCAAAAAUAUCAAAUCGAGAGCAACCCUUCCAGAAAAAUGUUGGAAAAUAUUGCACGAGAGAUCGGGUUAAGGAAACGGGUGGUACAGGUGUGGUUUCAAAACACACGUGCCAGGGAAAGAAAAGGCCAGUUCAGAGCUCACACUCAAGUGAUCAAUAAGAGAUGUCCAUUUUGCCCGGCAUUGUUCAAAGUAAAGAGCGCGCUAGAAUCUCAUUUAACCACUAAGCACGCCGACCAAUGCGCCAGGGGUGAAAUCAACAUCGACGCUUUACCUGAUGAGGAAGUUAGUUUAGAAAGCGCCCCCAGCUUAUCCAGUGGGGGUGAUGGUAAAUUCCAACAAAAAAAUCCUAGCCUGAUGCCACCUCUGUUUCCUUCAUUACAUCCGGAUAUGGAAUCUUCUAUCAAGAAGUAUUACGAGGAAAGUAUGAAACGUUAUAUUAGCGAGCUGCAACAACACGCCUCGUCAUCUAACGGUGAUAAGUGCGAAAUCAAAAGUGAAAAAGGCGAAGGUGGAGAGAUUCCUUUGGACCUAUCGAAACCUGUGGAUCUUUCCAGACCAAUGAAAGUUUCUUUGGAACACGAAAGGAGCUUGUGCGAUCCAGGUCCGUUGACGGAUCUCAGCGAACGAUCACUUUGCGACGAACGAAGUGAUUCUAUGUCCGAAACGAUGGAGUAUAGUAUAGACGACGAAAGCAAUCCGACUUCCCCUGCGAGCAGUACUCAGAGCAACACCCAGAGGCAACUGAACGCUUCGAGUGGUUCUCAGCACAGCGGUACAAAGCGAUUUCGCACCCAAAUGAGUCCCGUUCAAGUGAAAAUAAUGAAAAUUCUGUUCUCCGAUUACAAGACGCCUACAAUGGCCGAAUGUGAGAGUCUGGGCAGAGAAAUCGGUCUUCCAAAACGGGUAAUUCAGGUUUGGUUUCAAAACGCCCGUGCCAAAGAAAAAAAGGGGAAGAUUGCCUUACAGAAGGUACUCGGUCAGCCGGAAAGUGAUACACAACCGUUGCCCGAAGAUUGCAAGUACUGCAACUUUAAGUACUCGCAUAAAUACUCAGUUCAGGACCACAUAUUCACGAAAAGUCACAUCGCCAACGUACGAAUGCACUUGGAGUCGCAAAGUUCCAAAGACAUGAACGAGAGCGGGGGAGAGUUUCAAGUUCCGCCACUUCCUGGUGGUUCGGGUCCGGUGAACGCUACAGAUCCACAGGCCAGUCAGCAGGGUACCGGUGAGCAGUCCCAGAUGAACAACAGCGCGCAUUUGCAGUUGCUGCAGAUGGCCGGUAUGCAGGUGCCGGGUGCCAAGAGGGAGCAGGAAGAGACGCCGGAGAGCUUGUUCCAGCAGCUGUACGCCAUGGGCAACAAUGCCAACUUUGGGGUGCAGAAUCAGUACGUGCACCAUGCCAUGUUCGGAGCUAACGGAUAACUUUUUGUUCGAUAAUCUGGUCCUGACACCUACCCCCCGCCCGCCACUGUUUUCUGGAUGUGAUUUAGGACCCUCGUUUAGAAGAUUCAGUAAUUUUUUUUUAGUUAUACCAGCGGCGCAUCUAACGUUUAUUUUUAUUUUAUGACCUCGCAUAUAUCGAAAAAUAGUAAAGUUACACGAAAUUGUUUGUAAAUAUUUGUGUACAUGUAAAAUCUACACAAUGUAAGUUUCCACAACUUUAACUGCUAUACAAAAUAGAUACUUUAUGUAAAGUUAGAUAGGAGAUAUGCAAGAAGAAAAGGAUGAUUUUUUGCCGAAAAUUCAUAUGUGAUAUUAAAAUUUAUCUCGAAUAGAUUCAUUCGUUGAUUGAUCUUGUACAUAAAACUAUUGUAUUGUUAAGUUCCUAGUAGAUUUUUAAGACGAGACGUUCAUCCUUAAGGUAUAUAUAAGGCUACAAAAUAAAUUUUAGUUUUGUAUAGUAAUAAAUUAUUAUUUUUUCGUAAUAAACAAUUUCUAUUCAUUAA